GGUAGGCGGGGAAACGGAAGUGGGCGGCGCUCAGGCUGCCUGGGAAAUGUCAGCCUCUUGACUGGGGACGGGUUUUCCUUACGGCGGAGCCUGUGGGCCUUCUAGUGAUCGUCACCGCCGUCGCCUCGGAGAGUGGGUCCCAGAUCCUGGACGAUUGCGGCCGACGCGGAGUUUCCCGGUCCUUCCAGACACUGUCUGGCGAGAUCGGACCGUGAGCCCGAUGGGGAGAGCGUGAGGCACUGUGGGGUCGAGGGUCUGAGGCCGAGAGCAAGCGGAGAUCGAGAGGACCACGGAGACCCCGAGCACCCGCCGCCACGGGCCUAACUAAGUUCCCGGUCACGGAGAGGAGGUGGUAGCCCGGCCCGCUGGCCAGAUAUGAUCCAGACCUGCUCAUGAAUGACUUUUGGUUAGUCAGAGUGAACAUUCAAUAAUGAGUGGUGCAGCUUUGGGACUCGAGAUUGUUUUUGUCUUUUUUCUGGCAUUAUUCCUACUUCAUCGAUAUGGAGACUUUAAGAAACAGCAUAGACUUGUAAUUAUUGGAACACUGCUAGCUUGGUAUCUCUGCUUUCUUAUCGUCUUCAUACUGCCUCUGGAUGUUAGUACGACAAUAUACAACCGGUGUAAGCAUGCAGCCGCAAACUCAAGCCCUACCGAGAACAGCAACAUUACAGGAUUCCACGCAACUGCUACCCCAGUUCCAAGCCAACAUCCAUGUUUCAAGCCAUGGAGUUACAUUCCUGAUGGAAUCAUGCCAAUUUUCUGGAGGGUAGUAUAUUGGACAUCACAAUUUUUAACAUGGAUUCUGUUACCUUUUAUGCAGUCCUAUGCAAGAUCAGGAGGGUUUUCCAUCACUGGGAAGAUCAAAACUGCACUGAUUGAGAAUGCAAUCUAUUAUGGCACCUAUUUGCUGAUUUUUGGAGCAUUUUUAAUAUAUGUAGCUGUAAACCCACAUUUGCACUUAGAAUGGAACCAGCUUCAAACAAUUGGAAUAGCUGCAGCAAAUACAUGGGGCCUGUUUCUCCUCGUGUUGUUAUUGGGAUAUGGUUUGGUAGAAAUUCCUCGGUCGUACUGGAAUGGAGCAAAAAGAGGUUAUCUACUUAUGAAGACAUAUUUUAAGGCAGCCAAACUGAUGACAGAAAAAGCAGAUGCAGAAGAGACUUUAGAAGAUGUCAUGGAGGAGGUUCGUAAAGUGAAUGAAAGCAUCAAGUAUAACCACCCAUUGAGAAAAUGCGUUGACACGAUACUUAAAAAGUGUCCUACAGAGUAUCAGGAAAAAAUGGGUAGGAACAUGGAUGAUUAUGAAGAUUUUGAUGAAAAGCAUAAUACCUACCCAAGUGAAAAAAGUCUGGUAAAACUACAUAAACAGGUGAUUUAUUCAGUUCAGAGACACCGUCGAACUCAAGUACAAUGGCAGAUUCUUUUGGAACAAGCAUUUUAUCUCGAAGAUGUAGCAAAAAAUGAAACUAGUGCUACUCGUCAGUUUGUUCACACCUUUCAGUCACCAGAGCCAGAAAAUAAAUUUCUCCAAUAUUUUUAUAAUCCUACAGUUGAAUGGUACUGGGAAUGUCUUUUGAGACCGUGGUUUUAUAGGAUACUUGCUGUGGUUUUGUCCAUCUUCUCUGUGAUUGUUGUGUGGUCAGAAUGCACAUUCUUUAGCACUACACCUGUCUUAUCCCUCUUCGCAGUCUUCAUACAGCUGGCUGAGAAAACAUACAAUUAUAUUUAUAUAGAGAUUGCUUGUUUCCUGAGUAUCUUCUUUCUGAGUAUCUGUGUUUAUUCUACUGUGUUCAGGAUUCGUGUCUUUAACUAUUAUUACUUGGCUUCACAUCACCAGACUGAUGCUUACAGCCUUCUCUUCAGUGGCAUGUUGUUUUGCCGUUUGACUCCUCCUUUAUGUCUUAAUUUCUUGGGUUUGACCCAUAUGGAUUCAUCCAUCUCUCACCAGAAUACUCAGCCAACUGCUUAUACGUCUAUUAUGGGUUCCAUGAAAGUUUUAUCCUUUAUUGCAGAUGGAUUCUACAUAUAUUAUCCUAUGUUGGUGGUCAUUCUCUGCAUUGCUACUUACUUUAGUUUGGGAACGCGUUGUUUGAAUCUGCUUGGUUUCCAGCAGUUCAUGGGAGAUAAUGACAUGACAUCAGACUUGGUUGAUGAAGGAAAAGAAUUAAUCAGACGAGAGAAGAGAAAAAGGCAAAGGCAAGAAGAAGGUGAAAAUCGAAGAAGAGAAUGGAAAGAACGUUAUGGACACAAUAGAGAAGACUCCACUAGAAACAGAAAUGUUCAUGUUGACCCGAAAGAAUCAAACCUCUCAGAUAUUAGUACCAACCGAUCAGCAUCCAAAUAUACCAGGGCUAAUAACAGGACGGAAAGGGACCGAAUAGAGCUCCUCCAAGAUGUAGAACCUUUGGAUUUUAAUGCAGAAACAUUCACUGAUGAUCCUCUUGAAUCUGAACCAGGAAGAUCAUUUCUUUAUCCACCUUUCAGGUAUCAGCCUGGUGGACGAUACCUCUCAAUGUCUCACAGCAGAAUAUUCGAUGAUGUUUAAAGUCUAAAAGAAUUUAUGGAACAACUAACCAAGAUCAACACAUCAGUUCAGUCUUUAUGAACAUAUGUAUGCCCUAGAAUUUACAUUGUACUCUUAAUGAAAAGUGUCAGGACAAAAAUGGCACUGAAAGUUAAUCACAUCUCAGUAAUCAUAGUUUAUUGCCUAUUGAAUAGAGUGUCAUCUUUUCUCAUAGGAUUUAUUACCAUUCCUGAAGUGUCUGCCUUAGAAGUACAGGUGUAAUGGAAGGAUUCAGUUCAUGAUAGAAAUCAGUAUAUGUUGAGAAUAUGUAGUUCAUUUUGUUUCAGGUUAAUUUUUUUCAGGAAAGUUGUUUUAAAGGUCCAGGAAAGCCAUAAGUCAUGACUAAAUAACAUCAUACGUUUUAUUGUCGUGAUUUACAUUUUUGCUGUUUCUAAAGAAUAUGUUAAUCCUGUAUUUCCCAAAGAGAUGGAGACCACAAAUAAUAAUGGUAUUUACAAAACCCAUGUCUUAAAACAAGGCUUACUUACCAGACAUAACUGAAUGUAGAAAGCUCUUUUUCACCUCUAUAUGCAAAUUUUUGGGGUUUUUGCAUGUAUAAUUAAGAUGAUACUUCAACUGACAGUGUUAGUAUCUUCAGCAUGUGUACUAUAAUCAGGUGAUGUAUUAUUCUUUCAGUCUUUGGUAGAAACUGGAAAUUAUUUUACGCUUUUGGUAUUGCUUUGUAAAAGAUUUUCAUUUCAGGGAGAAAUGUUCACCUUUAUCAUUUAGCAUAUUGACUUACGUGUUGAUCAUUCCACUCAAGGAAAAUCUGAAGCAUUAAUGGUAAAUAGCAGGUGGUUUUUUUUUUUAAAAGCCAAAGAGUCCCAUAAAAAUUCUCUAAUUUUUAAAGGUGCCUAUUUAUGCUUUUUGAAAAAUAACAUUUGGUUAUUAAAAGAUAAAAAAAAAUAUUAUUAACUCCUAAAUGGUGGUUCAUAUUUCAAUCUUUUUAAAUUUUUUUAAAAUUUAUUUUUGAGAGAGAGACACAGCAUGAGCAGGGGAGGGGCAGAGAGAGAGGGAGACACAUAAUCUGAGGCAGGCUCCAGGCUCUGAGCUGUCAGCACAGAGCCUGACGCAGGGCUGGAACACUGGAACCAUGAGAUCAUGACCUGAGCUGCAUUCGGACAACUGACUGAGCCACCCAGGUGCCCCUAAAUGGUGGUUUAUAGAGUGGAAAUGUGCAAUAACUUCGUUAAACAUGCUUAUUAUUUAAAAAAAAAUUUUAACUUUUGUGUUUAAGCCAAAGUUACGUAUUACAUUUUAAAUCAUCAGUGUUUUAUUGCACAAUGAAUACUGUACCGUUGAGCACAGCAUGCUACAGAGAAUUUUUUAUGUCCCUGAAAUGGUUGCAAUUCAGAGACCCCUGCUAUGGAUUCACCCAGUGGUGACUGUUCUUGAGCUUGCCCACGACAGUCUCAGGUUAACACCUGUUAAUUCUGUGUAAUUGUUAAUUGUGCUCACUUUCACUCUUAGAUAUCCCAGUUUGAAAAUGAAUUCUAUAGUCACCCUAACAAUAUGAUUAUAUGUUUCUUGAAGGUAAUCCUCCCUUGAAUCAUAAUUUUAAAUUUUUUAUUUUGCUGUUAGUAUUACCAUGUAAAUUUUUUAAAGACAGUUCUAUGCAGAUACUGAAAGGAAUAGUAUAUCAUCCUAAUUAUCUGAUUUUUUUUUUCAAUUUUUAUGAUCUUUGAGGUUAGGCCCCCUUUAAAAUAAUUAUAAAUGGAUAGAUUUUAUUCUCAAAGGUCUCAAAAGUCAAAGAUCAUUUAGACUGCCCAUUUGAGAACACACACAACCUUUCAUUGUAAAGUGUGGUUAGUGAGCUAUGGGCCAGGAGCAGAGAUAAUUCAGUACUGUUUGUAGUUUCAUGAUCGACCAUUGAAUACCUUGGGCAAAUUAUGUAACCUUUCAGUGCCUCAAUUUCUUCAUUUGUGAAAUGAAGAUGAUACUUGCUAUUUACCUACUGAUCUACCUCACAAAACUAUUGUGAGGGUAUUCAGUUGAUGUUUGUAUGCUGGAGUUAAAAACAAAACAAAAUAAGUUGUUAGCUGUGCUAUUUUUCCUAGUGGUACUUGAAGGUGUUGGGUGGAGAAAUGAUCAGCCCAGAGAGGGGUUCAGUUUCUUAUUAUUACAGAGAAGCUUAUAAGUCCCCAAAGCAAAACAGUUUUUAGAAUAAUUUAUCAAAAGUCCUGUGAAAAUAAUAUUUUUGUAUUUUUCACCUUUGGGUUUACCCUGAAAUAUUUUCCUUAAGUAUAAUGUUGUUUCUCAUCAGGUUUUGUCGUGAAACCCAGAUGCUGUAGGAGAAGUAGAAGCAGAAAAAGAGAAGAAAUUAUGCAGUCACUUCUGUAACUUAUAAUGCCCUAAAAUAGAUUGAUAGGAAUAUGUAGGGGAAUGUACUGCUUUUCCUUUAUUAUUAAAAUUGUUAUGAUUAUAGUAAUUGAAGUAUAUGUAAUACUUCACAAACAAUAUAGCUCCCUUUGUGACUUUUUGUUACUCUCCAAAUGAUUUUUGGUUGUUUAAGUGAUCUAGACUGUUCAACUUUUUAAGCAGAAUUUAUCUUACAGGAUUUUACGGCGUUACCUGACUGGGUAAAUUUGAGUUCAUAAGGUAAUGAUUUAACCCCUGAAGAAUAAAGAGUUUAUUGCUGGAGAACUAAGUUGAUAUUUGUUAAGCCAAGGUAAAAAACUGGAGUACGAACAAAAGUCUUCUUUUGGGGGAAGCUUAUGCAAAACAUUACUGCUAAAUUCAGAUACUGUAAAUGCAGAGUAAUUUCCUGAAGAAUUACUUCUGACAAUUAGCUUUUGAUGUCUUUCUUAUAAAAUAAUAGAUAACUGAUUACACUUUUAAAAUUAUUUUUGUAAAUAAUCGUUAGGUAAGGAUAUUCAGUAAACCAGUAAUUCAAAUAGCCAUUGCAGAAAAUAAUAAUUAAUAAUUUAUUAAUUUCAUGAAUCACCUGUAAGUUGCUAAUUAACUUUUGUUACAUCAAUAACUUGUUAUCAAUAGAGCAUUUUUAUAAAAAUCAUUAUUAAAAUAAGACAUAAGGGAUAAGCCUAAUUACUAGAAUUUGCUCUCUUUCCAAAUGAAUACAGGGCUGUGGAAUAAUUGCAACACAAAAGAGGCCCUCAUUUCACAAGAGUGGUAAGAGCUAAAUUAAAACUUUCAAGGAUUUUCCAUUUAUAAAAAAUAGAUUGGAAAAUUAGACAACCCAUACCAUCAAAAAAUGCUGUGAGUUGAUUUGUUUUUGUUUUUGUUUUUGUUUUUAAUGUUUAUUUAUUUUUGAGAGAGAGAGCAUGAACAGGGGAGGGUCGGAGAAAGAGGGAGACACAGAAUCUGAAACAGGCUCCAGGCUCUGAGCUGUCAGCACAGAGCCCGACGCGGGGCUCGAACCCACGGACCGUGAGAUCAUGACCUGAGCCGAAGUCGGACACUUAACCGACUGAGCCACCCAGGCGCCCCAGUUGAUUUGGUUUUGAAUUCUAUUUGAUUAGAGUAUCACUUCUGAAAUUUACACUGGUUGUGUACCCAAAUGAAAUUAAAUGUGGAGAGGAAAGUUGAUUUGUGUUUUUUUUUUUUUUUUUUAAAGUAUACUUCAGCAUACGAAUGAAAGAAUUCCAUUUAUGUGCAAUAACAAACCUCAUUUUUUAUCUUGUAAUAGAUUCAGGGAAUGUUCUUGGUUGUGUGUUGAUUACCAUCUUAAAGGAAAAACAAACUCUCCCUUAUUAUAAUUUACACUGUUCAGUAAUGUUGAGUUUUGUACUUGUGAUUUGAAUGGACCAUGACUGAAAAUCAUAAAGAUAAGUGUAUUUGCACUAAAGAGGCAAAACAUGUCCCUGAAAGAUCUUAACAUACUUGAAUCUCUGAAGUGUAAUGGAUCACAUUACAUUAAAUUCUAAAUGUUGAGAAGUACAUAGAUUUAGAGUUUUAUCUUUCCUUUCUUUACUUCCUCCCUUCCUCAUUCCUUUUUUACCCGAGGCCUCUCUUUAUAGUGUGAUUUUUAAUGUACUGACAGAUUUUUCUUCUGUUUUGUGUACACAGUUGUUUCUGAUGAUCUGUACACUCAAAAGGAACUAGUUCUGAUGCCAGAUCCCACUACUUGAAUAGCAAUGUUGCACCUAAAGUAGUGAAACAGAUUUUUCUAGACAACUAAGCAGCAUCUGAAUGUGAAUGUGAUGUAAGCUGGCUUUGUGUGUUGUCUUUAGGUCACUAAGGAGGGCACUUCAUUAAAAUGCCUUAUUUUCAGUGUAAUGUUUUGGCAUAAAAAUGGAUUUCCAAAACCAGUGAUUGUUAAAAACAAAACAAAACCCCCAAAAAGAUUUAGAGCCUUGAGGUAUCUUUUUAUGAAAAGAAACUCAUAAAUAACCUACGUCGUUGGCAAAGUUUUCAUUAGAAGAGGUUGGAACACUACAUGAGGGUUUACAGGAGGCCUUCUAAAAUAUGAAUUCCCUCGAUGUAGGGUACUUCUUCCCAAAGGACUUUUUUCCUGCUCAGAGAGCUGGAAGACCAAGGCGUGUCAUCCGCUAUCCCAAUUCCUGAGGACCAGGUCCUGUGAUCAUCUCCCCCAGCAGAGCAGGCACGAGCCUUGCCCCAUCUGAGUCCCAUCAGUGGGAGCAUGACCUCACCUCUAAUUCCUUUCACGCUCAGCCUGGUCUUCCUAAAAUUUUAUUGUCAAAAGAUUUGUCUGUUGAGGUUGAUUGAAACCUUGCUGUAAUUUUUAAUUUGUUGAUAAAGCAAGAAUAUUGGCAUGUUCCUCUUCUCGUUGAUAUUCUAAGAGACAUUUGUUUUUAACACACUCCCUGGGGAUAAUUAACCUUUUUUUUUUUUCCUCCUGAAAAUCUUUUCCUUUUGUGGUAAUCUUGAUCUCCCAUCAUUUUCUAAAAUAUUUUUUCUGUACUUUGUGCAAAAGAGUAGAAAGAGUGGUUUACUAUGGCAGACAUAAUGUAAGGGAAAGUCAUAAUUUAUUAAUCUGACUAUACAACACAAUUUUGAAUUGAUAUUAUUGAUAAAAAUCGUAUCAACCUAGUCACUUAGAGCUGUAUGUCUCAAAAGAGUGCUGGCUAGCAUCUUCCUGACUUAGUACACCAAGUUGUAGGGGAGAGACUGUGUAUUUAUUUUAUUAAAAGCAAUCCAAUGGAUUUGUUUUUGUCCAUACUUUGAAAACAGCUUGAAGGAUUUUUCUCAUCUUAGAAGGUAGAGAACAUGUGGACGUGUCUUUGAAAUUACUGUAAUCUAAUAUAUAUUUAUAAAUUAUAUAGCACUGAAACAAGAGCUCUAAUAUUGAUGUUGUUACUUUCUGAUAUUUAAUUUUUAUAAAAUGUUUUUGUAGUAACUAAUUGUAGUGCUUUUAAGUGGUUUAAAAAUCUUUCUCAAAUAAGUUCUACUCACCUCCUGUUUACUUAGGGCAGUAUUCUGAAGUUCAGUCCAGUGUGAAUUUGAAAUAUUCCUUCAUCCCUUCAGUGUCUUUUUAUAACUAACAGUACCCAAGCAAAGUAUACCAAAAGCUCAAUUCCUGUGUUGCAUUAAUAAAGUGCUUGUUCUUUAAUUCAGUGGGUUAGGGGAAAUGAAAGAUAGGUUUUUCUCAAGUGUGCAUCUGAUAAUUUUUCUAAAUGUUCAUUACGUUGAUUUUUGGUGCAUGAUGCCAAAUUUAUCUUUAAUCAGCCAUUACUAUCUGAUAUGUAAUGACAGAUGUUUUCCUAUCUGACCAAUGGGUUGUGGAUUUAACUAUUUUUCUCUGCAUAUUCUCACUACAUUUUCAAAUAUGUAUGUGGAAAAAGCUACAAAGUGCUACCUAUACGUGAGUUAGCAUCUUUGGCCUUAUCUGUGCAUAAUGUUCUCUCAGUUUGGUUUUGACAAACUCGUGGACUUGCAGUUGCUUUGUAGUAUUUUAACUUAUUGUGAUGUAAUGAAUUUUUUGAAAUGUUUAUUUGAUUAGCUAUUAAAAUAUAGGAAAUUAUGUAGCUUUGCAUGAAAUAAAGUACAUUUCUACAAGUUCCUAA
Leopardus geoffroyi (Geoffroy's cat) is the source of this 8544-nucleotide messenger RNA. It is a transcript of the gene LMBRD2, whose product is annotated as LMBR1 domain containing 2. Gene Ontology annotation, biological process: adrenergic receptor signaling pathway. Bases 431 to 2542 code for a protein of 703 amino acids. The record is from RefSeq and is a predicted model, not a curated record. NCBI's taxonomy places the organism in Eukaryota, Metazoa, Chordata, Mammalia, Carnivora, Felidae. Gene Ontology annotation, cellular component: membrane. The transcript has 18 exons.